This is a messenger RNA of Symbiodinium pilosum, 1560 nucleotides long. The record is from the annotation of a GenBank genome assembly. NCBI's taxonomy places the organism in Eukaryota, Dinophyceae, Suessiales, Symbiodiniaceae.
AUGUCGCUCUUCGGCGGAGACAAUGAGAUUGGGAACAUCCUGCAGCAGGCUGUCAAGCUCAAGUCUGCGCAGAUGAAUGAGAAGCGCAAGACAUACGAGACCCGACCCUUCUUCGUGCAGCACACGCUUUUCCACGGCGAGAAGGAGGAUUUCAAGGCUUGGAGACAGCUUCCAUUUGACGAGAAGAAGGUGAUCUCUGAGAGGCUCAAAGAGGAGGGCAACGAGCUCUUCAAGAAGGGAUCCUGGAUGGAUGCGGUGGAGAAGUACGAGGAGGCCGCAUCUUUGGUCCACUACUACUGGAGCACCGAUGCAAACUGGCGGAAAAACAACCGCGGCAUCGAUGACGAUGUGCUGAAGCUAGUGGAUGACCUGGGCACUACGGAGGAAGACGCACGGUGGCAGCGGAAGCACCGCGCCCUGUGUGCACUGAACCUUGCAGCGUGCAAGCAGAAGCUAGACAAGUUGGAUGAGGCCAUCACGGCCUGCGACGUGACUCUAGAGCUCGACCCCGAGAACGUGAAAGCGCUCUACCGGCGGGCAGAGUCUCGAAUUAGGCCGACAAAGGCUACCGCCUACGACCAUGAUCUAGCGAUCAAGGAUUUGGCAAGGGCCAACACGCUCGACCCCAGCAAUCAGACGGUGGAGCGUCUCUUGGUCAGGCUACGGGCCGAACGCCGGGUGCAAAGAGAAAAGGACUCAAAGACUUACACCGGGCUCUUCGAUCGUGGCCAGAUCUACGACAAGGUGGCCCAGGAGGCGAGGCUUGCGAAAGCCUCAACAAAGUCGGGGGGCUCGUUGCUCGCCUCAGGGGCCACGUACGAGGACCUCGAACAGAGGAUCUCGGAGAUCUCGGAUCAGGAUCCUAUCGAGAAGCGCAUCCAAGAUGCCGAGCUCCUGCGAGACCUUUAUGUCAGAAAUGGCAAGGAAGAUGAGGCACGCCAGCUCAAUGACCAGAUCAAACAGGCAAAGAAGGUGGUGAAGGAUAGCGUGGAACAGCCGAAGAUCGACUGGUCCAAUCCUCCGCCGGAGUUGGUGGAGGAUGCAAAGAAGCACGGCCUUGACCUGACUGAUCCCUUGGUGCUGCAAGAGCUCCAGCGGAUGGAGCGGGAGGGCUUCGAGCAGACGGUCAAUGAAGAGCCGUCUGGUCCAAGCCAGACCCGCAGCACUGCGGAAGAGGAGGAGGACGAUGAGUCCGCCGAACCUAUUCCAUGGAAGAGGUACUUCAUCUUCUUUGCAGUCAUCUAUGUGUUUUGGUGCCUGGUGGAUGUUGCCAUCCUGAAUCUGGCACCAAAGCGACCGCGGCCUCCGCGUCCCCGACCCCCACCAGCUGUGCCACCAGCGCGACCAGUUGUAGUCGAAGGCCACAUACGUGCAGACGAGCCAGUUCCGGAGGCAGAGGUGCUUACUGAGGAGCCCGAACCCGAAGCCCCGACACGGGAGUUCUCGGAGUUGGACGAAGAAGAGGAGGCGCCACGACCGCCAUCUCGAGGGUACCUGGCUUCCAUGUACGAUGCGAUCCCGCCGUGGAUUGUGGGAGAAGCGGACGAGACAGAGCUUUGA